AAGCCCCGCCCCUAGUCUUAUGACCCGCGCUGAAGCGCCGAGUCCUGGCGUUGGCAGUGCUGUGGUCGGUGGUCUGCGGUUCUCUCGGCCGGAUUCCGGCAAGCGUUUUCCCUGGUGUCGCUGCUGCUGUUGCCGUCGCCGCCGCCACCUCUACUCCGACCAGCCGCCGCCUGCUUUGCGGAAUCAUGGUGUGCUUCCGCCUCUCCCCGGUUCCGGGCACUGGGCUCGUUCUGCUCUGCCUCGUCCUGGGAGCGGUCUCAUCUUAUGCAUUGGAAUUUAAUGUGACAGACUCAGAAAAAGCCGUUUGCCUUUUUGCAAAAUGGCAGAUGAAUUUCACAAUACGCUAUGAGACUACAAACAAAACUUACAAAACUGUAACCAUUUCCGACUUCAGCACUGCAUCAUAUAAUGGAAGCGUUUGUGGGGAUGAUCAGAACAAUCCCAAAAUAGUGGUGCAGUUUGGAUCUGGUUUUUCCUGGACUGUGAAUUUUACCAAGGAAGAGUCUACUUACUCAAUUGACAGCAUCUCGUUUUCCUACAACACUAGUGAUAAGGCGACUUUUCCCGAUGCUAAAGAUAAAGGAAUUUUGACCGUCCGUGACGCUGUGGGAUUCAGAAUUCCUUUGAACGACAUGUUCAGAUGCAAUAGUUUAUUAACUCUAGAGAAUAGCGGUGUCGUCCAGUACUAUUGGGAUGUUCACGUACAGGCUUUUGUCCAGAAUGGCACAGUGAGCACAAAAGAGUAUCUGUGUGAAAAAGAUAAAACUUCCACCACUGUGGUACCCAUCACCUCCACCGCUGCGCCAUCCCCCACCACAGCACCUACUCCAAAGGAGAAACCAGAGGUGGGAUCCUACUCGGUUAAUAACAGCAAUGGUACUUGUCUUCUGGCUACCAUGGGGCUGCAGCUGAACUUCACUCACAACAAGGUGGUUUCAAUUAUUAACAUCAACCCCAACACCACGGACUUCACCGGGAGCUGCCAGCCUCGGAGUGCCCUGCUCAGCCUGAACAGCAGCAACGUCAAGUAUCUUGACUUCGUCUUUGCUGUGAGAAAUGAAAACAGAUUCUAUCUGAAGGAGGUGAACGUCAGCGUGUACUUGGUUAACGGCUCUGUUUUCAGCAUCGCAAAUAACAAUCUGAGCUACUGGGAUGCCCCCCUGGGAAGUUCUUACAUGUGCAACAAAGAGCAGACCAUUUCUGUGUCUGGAGCCUUUCAGAUAAAUACCUUUGAUCUAAGGGUUCAGCCUUUCAAUGUGAUGGAAGGAAAAUACUCUACAGCCCAGGAGUGUUCGCUGGACGAUGACACCAUUCUAAUACCAAUUAUAGUUGGUGCUGGUCUUUCAGGCUUGAUUAUUGUUAUAGUGAUUGCUUACCUAAUUGGCAGAAGAAAAAGCUAUGCCGGAUAUCAGACUCUGUAAUACUAAUCCGUAUGUGAUCUCUGUUACAAUAUAAUAAAGCAAGUACAAGUUCUAACAUGGCAGUACUGUUCAAUUUCAGGUAUAUUUAGUUGCAGUUCUCAUUUUAGAAUGGGUAGUGUGGGGGAUUUCAGACUUAAUAAAUAAAAACACCAUGAAAAUAUCAGCUACAAAUUAGUCACCUGAUUUUGGUUUCCUCAACCAUGGAAUUUAAAACUGUUAAUUUCUGUGGCAAAAAGCAUGUGUAAAGUCACCUGGAUGAUUGACUCCAUUCUGUUAUCUUGAGUUAGGAUUCGUGUUUUCACUUUAUGUAUUCUGACUAAAAGCAAACAGUUUAGGAAAAGCAGUUUUCAAAAAAAGAUUCUUUUUUCCCCUGCAUGUAGUCCAAAUUGAGACUGUGCAUCCUACAGUGGAUUUGUACUUGCUUCUUUUGUAUUUUUUUGUGAUUCUGUUUGCAGGUUAACUUAGCGACUUUGGCAUUGCUGCAUAUUUGACCUAUGAGAGUUAUGCCAGUAGAUUCGCAUAGAGUCUGGUAUUAUGUUCUUAGCAAUGAAUGCUUUUCUAAUGCCUUUUGAAUAUACUUGUAUUUGAUAUGGCUGUAAUGACAAAAGGUACAAAAGCUGUAUACAUUUUGGAAUAGGUGUUAAUCUUGUUUAAUCCUUUAAAAAAUCUGGAAUUUUCUGUCUUUUAAAUGGCAAGACACAAGACUCCCAACUGGGCAUUUCAAUCUAUUUUCUAGGUGCUUUAGAGAUAAUUGCUAGGCCAUGCCAAUUUGGGGCAUUAGUCCUUCGUACCUGUAAAUUGGGCUUUAGGUACCCUGCUAAAAUGAAUGUAGUUUCUCUUCAGCUUUGUAGUAUCUUUGCUAGUGGUAGGAUGUUGUAUUCUUUUUUUUUCUUUUUCUUUCCUUUUCUUUCUUUUCCUUUUCUCUCCUUUCCUUUUCUCUUUCUUAAAGAAGAAAUGCCAGGAAGUCCUAGAACUCUGCUAAAGAAGCGCACUUCUACUUAGCAAGUAACUUGCACCUAACCCAAAAGUCUUGGUCUUCUCUUAUCCCAUUAAAAAGUUGUUCUUUGUUUCCAGCUUGCAUUGACACUUACAGCAUUUACUAAAUUGGCUUUCACCGUUAAAUGGUUCUGUGCUAAUCAAAACUUAGCAUUAUCAUUGUUCAUUAUGGUAGAAUCAUUAUUCAUUCAUGUACUUUGUGAUCGGUUUUGUGCCCUGGGAGAUGGACCAGUUGUCCAUUUACUGUGCACUACCUAAUGUUUAUAUGGGAAAGCAAAACAUUUCAGCUUGAUAGUUAACACAUAAAGGAUUUCGCGCUGCUUCCAGGAGAUCUUCUUUUUUUGGGUGUUGGAAUGGCUGAGUAAAUAUUAAAGAGUUGUUAAUAUGCACCCCUAUAUGGAAGGUGCUUGUGUUUUGGAGGUGGGAGAUGAUGUGCCCCCAUAUUCACUAGAAAAUGGGACAUCUGGGUUCCAAACAAUUACUGAUGUAGAAUUAAUUUGGUAGCUUAGCUCUACACACCACACACACACAGGCAAUUAUUAUUGCGUGGUAGCAUGUGUAUGUCCGUAAGUAUCUUUCAAGUUAAUAUUGGAGCGGUAAAAAUUUUCUUCUACUUAAAUUUGCUCUCUGCUUAGAGUAGCCUGAAACUCUUACUGGCUCAGAAUCUGAUUCCUGACCAGCCCCUUGAUACAGCUACAUUGAGCUGCAUUGCCAGCUUAAGGCACCUUUUGAGGACUAAAUAGAAAUCUGAUUUUUAAAACUUAUUUUUUACUUAAAUAAUGCUCUAGUGUAUGAUUGUUAACCUUAUAUGAAUGGGUAAUGCUUAGAAGAAUAUAGACGUUAGAUACUUCUCAUGAGUCGAAACAGAGCAGCCUUUUUUUUUUUUUGGAAAAUAAAAAUUGGAAGCACAAGCAGAUGGGACUAGCUUAAUGCUGUUCAUGUUUCUAAAAGGUUUUACAUUUAGAUUAUAUACCUAAUUCAUAUUAAAAUACCUCUAAUUAGCACUGUUUAUAGAAACUCUGACUUCAUUGAAUAUUUUUGUAUUUUACAUGGGCCAGUUUAUAUACUCUUAUUCACACUGUUAUUUCCUGUAGCCACAUGUUCUUUGUACCUUUUGUAGUUUUGUUCAUUUUACUGGGUUUAUACCUUGAUGGUCUAACAUUGCUAUCUGGUUCUGGGUGUUUUUCAUGUCUUAGCAUUUGUAUAAAGAAACUGGUCCAUGUAAAUACUUUUCAUGGUUUUUUUUUUUUUCUUCAAAUGUUUAAACCACUAGUCGAUGUAUGGUGUUUCUCUUUAGAUAUUUGCCUGUCCAUUUGCUUAACAUAUUGCUUCUGAAACAAACAAUAAAGAUUCUUUUAUUUCUUAA
Molecule: messenger RNA, 3783 nt
Organism: Mustela erminea (ermine)
Lineage: Eukaryota; Metazoa; Chordata; Mammalia; Carnivora; Mustelidae
Gene: LAMP2
Product: lysosomal associated membrane protein 2
Exons: 9
Coding region: 186-1421 (411 amino acids)
Biological process (GO): cellular response to starvation; protein targeting to lysosome involved in chaperone-mediated autophagy; autophagosome maturation
Cellular component (GO): autophagosome membrane
Source: RefSeq, a predicted model, not a curated record